CGAGGCAGGGGUUCAGGAUCAAGUCAGGAAUCAGGAUCGAGCAGCUGCUGCUCAGGAGGAUUAGCAUGCAGGCUCAGCAGCUCACAACUUUCUGUGGCAGCUACAACUAAGUGUUGCAAGCAGUGGGAGAGUGGCGCGCCCCUAGGCCUCGGGCCAUCAAGCAGCAGUGCGCUGACUACUGUGUAGCUGGUUUGGUGAUAUAUUCCUGCGGAGACGUGCAAGGGGAGUGUUUGAUGUUCUCUGCAUGCUACCACUCCCGCACUGGCAGCCUGUAGUGGGUGAUUGACAUCAAGCGAAGACAUCACCAUAUUCACUAGCUGCAAUGCAUGCCACGGCACGGCUCCCCUCGAGGUGUUCAUUUCAGAACUGCCAAAACGUAAGCUUCAGCCACGGCAGGCCCAAUGUUGUUUCGUUUUUAUGGUUGUCCUCCUUGUCACCGAAUGGUUUGAAACUUAAGGCGCCUUUGUGCAAGGGCGAAAGCGCCACAAGGGGAAGUCCUCAACAGGUGGCAAUUAUAGCAAGCAAACACUGUUCUUACUCCAAACAGAAAGGUUUUCCCAGCAAUUUCAGCCACCAGACACAAGGAAACGGCUUGGCAACAACCGGGCGAUACUUACAGUCACAUUGGCAGCAAAGGCAGUCACGGGAAGGGCACACUACUGUUCCAGGGGCUACAAAUGAUAAGGUCGAAGGAGACGUCACAUCUUUGACUGGCGAGGACGUCCAAUACCUGCUCAAGUUGUUUGCCAGUUGCACUGUCGGCGCCAUCGUUGUGAAGUAUGGUAGCAUUCUUUUGCCGGGGCUCACAACGCCCAAUCUCGUUCAAGCAGUUUUUAUGAUCUUUGCUCCAUGUCUUGUAGUCGCAAUGUUACUACAAAUACAAAGUAAUAAAGGCUCCAAGUGAUGAAUCCGCAUAUACCAACUCCAGAAGAGCCAUGGGUGGGGGUGACCGUACUUGAACAUGCUGAAAUCCUGACUUGGUAAACAUGAAGGCGUCGUCACCAUCAUCAAAAGCCAGAAACAUGUCCCUCAUCUUCGACAAAGACAUGUCGUUGCCGACACUCCUUGUACGCCUUUGCACGAGGGCAUGGGCCAAUUGAGAGGCAACAUAGUUAACCCUGCGGAAGUUAAGUGGACAGCGAUCCCCAUGCUCUCGAAGACUGCAAGGCUGCAUUCAAGCCCUGCAGCACGCAACAAAAAGUGCAGAUUCCAUGAAAAUCCAUCUUAGGGAAAGGAUUUUUUUGUUGGUGCAAUAAUCUGGCCACAAGCAGCUCAUCAUGUGGAGACUGCUGACUGGCAUAUGCGGCAGCCGCGAGGUGAGUUUUCCAAAGUCGAGUUUGAGGCGAAAAUUUGGUUAGUAAGGGGUG
Messenger RNA from Klebsormidium nitens, 1367 nucleotides. The record is from the annotation of a GenBank genome assembly. Lineage: Eukaryota; Viridiplantae; Streptophyta; Klebsormidiophyceae; Klebsormidiales; Klebsormidiaceae.